Molecule: messenger RNA, 744 nt
Organism: Microplitis mediator
Lineage: Eukaryota; Metazoa; Arthropoda; Insecta; Hymenoptera; Braconidae
Product: mediator of RNA polymerase II transcription subunit 10-like
Exons: 1
Coding region: 151-552 (133 amino acids)
Biological process (GO): positive regulation of transcription by RNA polymerase II
Cellular component (GO): chromatin; mediator complex
Molecular function (GO): transcription coregulator activity
Source: RefSeq, a predicted model, not a curated record
CAUUACCCAAAAGUACAUCCGAAUAGUCAGUAAGGGAACAGCUCUCAGUACGGACUGUUCGUUGCAAAGUAAUAUUCGAAAAUAAGCAUAAAUUAAUUGUUUAAAAAUAAUUAUAAAAUAAAUUAUUGUUUUUUUUUAAUAAAAGAAAACAUGUCCGAUCCAGUACUAAAGGCUCUAGAAGAACAUAUAGAAAAAUUUGUGGAAAAUGUGCGGCAAAUAAAUAUUAUGGUCAGUGAUUUUCAACCACAAGGUCAGACUGCGUUGAACCAAAAAAUUCAGGGGUUAGUCAGCGGAUUACAGGAAAUAGAUAAACUUAAGUCUCGAGUUCCUGAUGUCACCAUACCCCUUGAGGUAUUUGAAUAUAUCGACAAUGGGAAAAAUCCGAAAAUUUAUACUAAGGACGCUAUGGACAAGGCCUACAAUAAAAAUGUACAGGUUAAGGGACAGAUUGAUGCGUACAAGAAAUUAAAAGCUAACUUACUUGUGGAGACAAGUCGUCUUUUUCCAAAUGAAACGGCGAAAUAUCGAGCGACACGCAGCGAUUUCAAGUGAACUCUCAUAGAAACUGAGGCUUUUUGUGGCAAAUUUCAUCGGAUGUAAAGAAAAAUCGGGAAUAUUUUUUUAAUAAAAUGAAUUUUUGUAACAAAAUUUGAAAAAUUAAUUUUUGUAACUCAAAAUUGUAAUUUUGAAAAUUAUGUUCACUUACGAUUUUUUUUUGCUGUAAUGAAAUAAAAAAAAAAUAAU